UCGGUCUUUAAAAAUUAGCGGAACAGUUGUUUAACGGAUUACACGGAUAAAAACAUCAUUUCACAACUGCCAAAUAUUUUCGAAAACUAUUAAAGACCGCAUGUGAUGUACGUUUUUACACAAUUUAUGUGCUUUGCUUUUUUGUUAUUUCCAUUCGAAACAUCCUGUGAAAUAAUCGCGUUCGUGUUUUACAACGUAAUUACUCUUGUCAAACGUAGCAACCCCCACGUGCAAUCCGCAUGUGUUGAUUGGCUACUGAGUUGUAAAGCUCGUCAACGAUUGGUCGCCGCGAUACCCGAAGCAACAUACAGCUCGGAUACGGGGAAGCAAGAAAGCACGUGGAUUUUCGUGCUUUAAAACUGCCUGUAUCCUCCGAACCAGCAGAUACCCUAUGAUCAUGGCAACAUAAAUUCAAGAAACGUAUUAUAUUGUUGUCAACGAUGUUAGGGUGCUUAAAGUACAAUAAGAACGCCCGUAAGCUCUUGUGAUCAAACAAUGGGUUCUUUACAAGGGGCUUAAGCUCUUUAUGUGUAAUGUGCCCAAAGGACUCAUUAAUCUUUAUGCAUUUGCUUGAUUGAACUGUGGAACUCCAAGUGUAACAUGUGUCUGAGGAUUGCGCAAUAAAUACAGCAUAGCCCUGUGAAAGUUUUACACGUGUUUUCUCAUUUCAUCUGAAUAAGAGGACAUUAUGCGACUAGAAGCGGGCCCCUUGUUUAUCAGCCUCCUGGUGGCAUGUAUCACUGCCCUGCAGAAUGGGAUCGAUCAUGGUAUAACAAUGUGUCGCCAGGAGUCGCGGGGUACAGGUGUCACCAUCAAGGUCGAGAAGGGAGACUUCGGGAAAAUUGCCUCCGAGGGGUAUCCCACUAAUUUUUCAACGACGGUGUACCACGGUCAUCUCUGCAAUGUGGAGUUACAAGCUUGCAGCACGUGCAAAAUACGCCUCAAAUUUCUCGCAGUGAGGUUCCCCGCGUGUGAGGUACCGCUCCCUCUCGCGGGGACACAGUCAAUCGGCCCUCGCAGCGUCUGUCUCAUCGGUUGUGACCACCUCCGCAUGUUUGAAGCCGACCAGCCGUACCACAGCGCGACUGAGCGAAACUACUUUUCUGACGCAGAAUCCUCCCUUUAUGAAACUAUUUCGUCUCGUGUAGUGAUACAACAUUGCAUGUCAAACAGUACGGCGGAAGACGGAAAACGUUUUCUCAUCGAGUACGAGGUAAUUGAUAAAAUUCAGAUCAUAUCAGGGACAGUAACUGCUCCACUCUACAGCGUCUCCAAUGGUGUGAUUACCUCCCCUAACUUUCCGCACGGUUACGCGCUGAACGGCGAGACUUUCACUUACAUGAUUCAGAAUCUGGACCCGUAUGGGCACGUGCAACUCGUCUUCGACGACUGGGACUUGGCAGAGGAAAGUCAUAUCCAGGUGUAUGAUGAUUUAUCGGGUAAAAACAUCGCGACAAUUUUCGGCAAACGGAAGCGUCCCACGAUCUUGUCGAACGCCAAUACUCUUGUGCUCGUGUUUAACGCAGGAAAGGACAAGUGCGUGUACUGUAACCACAUCGGCUUUAAAGCGACCUACACCUUUGUAUCAGAUGACACGUGGACACAGCGACCAAGAACAGACUGCAGCGACACCUACCGGCUGGAGACGGGCGGCGUGAUCGAAUUCCGGACAGACCCGAGCGCCUUGCCGCAGUGGUACGACUGCGUGUGGACCCUGAAGAGAGUCAUGACCAGCUUUCCGGACGCCGUCAUGCUCAGAAUCGAGGCUGUUAAACUGGGCAAAGGUUGGCAGGAAAGUGGAGUGAACUCUCUUGAAAUAUACGAAGGAGUUACCUCCCUUGGCACAAUGAUAAAAAAAUACACUACGGACAAUUUCACCGCGGGCGAUAUGCUGUACAGCAGCGGCGAAGGCCUCUACAUCCGGUUGAAAGGCGUCUUCAAUAUGGCUGAUAUUCUUAAGAUAGUAUUUACCGGUGUGAAUAAUUACACAAACAACGGAUGCCCGGUGCUGGCGGGAUUCCUCUGUGACAACCACUGGUGUAUCCAUGACGACCUAACGUGUGACGGAGUCAACCACUGCGGCGACAAUUCGGACGAGAACCCCGUAUUCACCUGCCCCAGGUUUGAACACAUAAUUUCAUCAAAAAAGUUUCAAACUCGGGAUAAACACAAAUAUGUCACGCAGCAAAUGCCGUUGCUAACGACUACUGAGAUAUCGUGUUUUGGCCGGUUCCGUUGCCAUGACGACUCCGGAUGUAUUGACACGAGACUCACGUGCGACAAAAUUGCGCAUUGCAAAGACCAGUCCGACGAGAGGGGUUGUGCUCUAUACAUCUUCAAAAGUAAGGCGUGGAGACCUGGUCAUCAAACAUUUCCAUUCAACGUCUCACUAUAUGUUUAUGUAUUGCUUUCUGUGUUAUUAAAUGUUUUUGUUGCUUAUUGGUAAACGAUGACGCAGUGUUAUUUAUUGAUUAAUUAUUUUUGUGAUAAUAAAUUUAUUGAUGUGUUUACAUAAUAUUGUGUUUGUCUCUAUCCUAUAUCAGACGUGGUAUAAAUAUGUUUUUGGUUAC
Messenger RNA from Dreissena polymorpha, 2570 nucleotides. RefSeq lists its product as uncharacterized. Lineage: Eukaryota; Metazoa; Mollusca; Bivalvia; Myida; Dreissenidae. The coding region runs from base 689 to 2446 and encodes 585 amino acids. Gene Ontology annotation, molecular function: protein binding. The record is from RefSeq and is a predicted model, not a curated record. The transcript has 13 exons.